UCUAACAGGGUGUUGAGUUUCACCUGUCCUCAGUGCAUAAAAGGUGCAAUUGAGUUGAGAACUGUGAGUGCAUUCUUAUGGCGUCAGUUUAACCAAUAUUUAUUACACUUUUGGCGGGACAUUUUCCCCACUCUGCUUGUGCAUUGAUGAUGAAAAACUUAUGAAUCAUCUUGUAUUGGGUGCUAUAAUACCAAUCUCCCUAUACUUACGGUGUAUUUCUAUAUUUCCAUCACUCUUCAUAUUGUGUUUCACAUGUAAAGAAGUGCCUUUGAAGCGCGGUUCUUGGGGGACUUUAGUGAAUGUGACGUCAGUCUUUGGCCAAAAGUGAAAGAGUAAAGACGGAUUUUUUCCAAGUUCUCGCAACAGUUUUUUUUGAUUGAGCGCACCGUAUUGCAAUUAAAUUGGCAUUUUAUCAACAAAUAUAUUAAUCAAUUGAAUUUCUUUGGGAAGUAGAGAGGAAUAAUCGUUAUCAGUGAAAAUGGGUUUUAAUCGUAUAUCGUUGAUUAAAUUGCUGGAAUUGGUUCUUUCAGUAACAUGCGUUAUUCUGCACUACAACAGUUUGGGUGAAACUGAGCCCAUCACGAUCAUGCUAACAUCUGGCACUUUUAUCGGCUUCAGCAUCAUUCUCAUUGGACUGUUUGUCUGUUACUUGAUAAACUCUCCAAUUCACAAGAGGCACGACAUUUUCUACAGUCUUGUCGGCUGUAUUCUCUUCAUUGCGGCUGGUGCCUUGAUCAUUCAAGAGUGGGAAAAUGCUUUUAAGUCAGACCGAAGGAAAAUAGCCCUCUCCAAGGCAGGUCUCUCCAUCAUAAAUGGAGCUAUCUUCCUUUUUGACAUCUUCUUCGUGUUCAAGAGUUAAAAAGCUUCCCUACCACAGUAAACAUCUCUCAAGAUGUUUCUUACCAAAAAAAAAAAGAAAAACAGAAAAGGAAAGCACCCAAGAAUUACCAGAAAGACAUCUUCUGAGAUUAUUUUUUUUAACACUCUAUUUGCUAAGCUGUUUAUUCGUAUAUGACAAGGGGGAAAGCAAAAUACGAACCCUGCACUUUUUCUCUGGAGUUGUCGUCAAUCUUUAAUCAUUCCUCCUGAGCUUUUGCUGUAAAUGUCAUGUUAAAGUGUCUUAAGAAGCUUCUUCCUCUUUGUUUCAAUUUUUUUUUUAAAUAAUUUUUUCUCUGACAUUGUGCAGAGACUUUUUCUUGCAGAGGAAGUCAAUUGUUUAUGUUAAUAUUAGCUCGAUAUAAGAAAUUCUUUUACUAAGCAAUUAAGUGCUCCUUCCAUUCUAAACAUCACGCAAAAUUUUACAUGAGAUUUCUAUUUCUCACCUGUUUAUUAUUAUAAAUUGGUCUUCAAGGUCUAGAAUGAGCUAAUGCUCUAGAAUGAGUUUAAUUUAUUCUAAAGUAUCGUAAAAUUUAAUUAAUACGUCUCACAGACUUGGAGGAAGUUGCCUUUUCUGUUACAUUUCAAUUUUGAAUUAUUUGAAUUUUAAUCUAUUUGGCAUCCGCUCGGUACGCCAUCUAGGCGUCAAAUCAUUACAGCAACAAAGGUUAAAGAAAAACAUUCCUCUCGUUCAGUAAUAACCUUCCCGAUUUGAGAGCUCUCUCCGGUAGAGGUUUUUCCUUUACCGAUUCGAAGGUAUAUCAAAGAGAACUUACCUAAAAACCCGUUGGAAGUUCGAACGUUUAAACCGACGAGUUACACAAAAAUGAGCAAAUUCCUAAAAAGGACAUCUCUUUGAGUGAAAGUGCAAUUAAGAUAUUCUGCCAUCCUGAAUUUCCACAAAACUACACAAAAAUUCACUUUUUGUAGCAAACUUUGCACACUGUUGUUGACAUUGUUGACGAUUGAAGUGUCAAGAAUAUCGAAAUUCGAAAUGGCAGAACAAUCAGCGCUAAAGCGGCGAGUACGUGAACUUUCACUUUCGACUUCCGGUAGAUUUUCGAAUGGGUUUGGCAUGGCUUUGGAGUGACUUUGUCUCUUCGAAAGGUUAUUACUGAUCGGAGCCAUUAAUGGAUUAAUUUGCAGCUGAUGUUUAAAAAAGCCAAAAAUCGGUUUCGAAAACCAAAAAAGACAUUUUUACUUCUCUUUUCGCCCGCAUGAUGACGGAAACUCUUCCUUUUCAACAACAACAAAGGUUCAGGAAAAGCGUUAAUUGCUUAAUUUGUAGCUGGAAUUUAAAACAGUCGAAGAUCGGUUUCGAAAACCAAAAAGACAUUUUUACUUCUCGUUUCGCCCGCAUGAUGGCUGAAAUGCUUCCUUUUCGAAUUCGAAAGUGUAUUGAGUCUUGUCAUUCGCAAGAAGAUCUUGAAAAAUUCGAAGAUCUAUUUGAAAAGCCUAAAGAGACAUUCUCGCUUCUUGAUAAUUCCGCAAGUUGGCUGAAGUACAUCCUGUUUGAAUUUCGAAGUGCUGAAGUGUCAAAAUGUGUCGGUCUUCACUUUGUUGUGAGGGAAAAAACAAAGCAACGACGUUUAUUGCUUCUGUCGCAUUAUUUAAUCACUCCAUAAUCACUGAGUAACUCUUUUGUGAGCUUUUUAGUACAAUAUUUCGAAAAUUCGAAAUUGAAUUUGAAUUCUUCGAACUUCAACGACUUUUUGUGCAAAUAGAGUUCCAUUUACCUUUCAUCCAAGACACUAUUGGAGAAUCAAAAUCUACUUGGGAUCGGGCUCGCUUUGUCUCGUACGUUUAUGCACUGUUAUUGACACUUUUGAUGUUUGAAGUGUCAUGAAAUGAAUAUCGAAAAUUCGAAAUGGAAGAACAGACAGCGAUAAUGCGGCGAAUAUGAGAACUUGUACUUUAAACUUCCGGACGAUUUCCGAACAGAUUUGACUUGGCUUUGUCUCUUACGUUUAUGCACUGUUAUUGACGCUUUUGACAUUUGAAUUGUCAUGAAUAUCGAAAAUUCGAAAUGGAAUAACAGCCAGCGUUAAAGCGGCGAAUACGUUAACUUGCACUGUAGGCUUCCGGUAUAUUUUCGAAUAGAUUUGGCUUGGCUUUAGAGUGGCUUUGUCUCUCCGAAAGGUUUAUAACUAAAUAAAGGCAACUAAAUUUGUUUACUCCGCGCUCACUUUACAAAAUUGGUACUUUACAUUCGUAAUUUCCUGUCUAUUUUUGCAGAAAAUGUCAAAAAAUAUUUGAUGUGAAUUCUAUAAGUUUUUCCCAUACAUUUUUUCGAUCUGAUUGACCCAUUUGGUAUAAAAUUUUCAAUGGAAUGUAACAGGAAGUUCUAAGAGAAAUUUCCAGUUUGAAAUUCCUCAAGUCUGUGUGACCUAUAAAAGACAAAAAUGCUCUCUGAAAAAUACAAAAAUUUGGAAAUGGUUGAAAGGAGCAACCUGUUUUUAUCAUGUUAAGGAAGUGAGAAACAUGAAUUAAUUAGCAGCUGAAUAUUUAAUUUUAUCACACAUUUAUAAAUAUUUAUAAAUGGAAGGUAAUAUUUGCUAUUUCUGUCCUCCAACUUCAUCUCGAGCUUACGCCAAAUCGAUAAUUUAUUCUUGAUGGUGAAUCAAGAAUGUCACAGAGUGGCCAAAAACUCCAAAAAAAUGUAAUAGAACAAAGAAAAAUAAACUUAUAUCCAAAAUGUCCCAAGAGGCAAAAAGUAACAGAGUUCAAAAGCAUAUCUUUUUCUCUAGAAUCCACAGAAUAAACCAAUAAAACUAUUUUUGUAUGACAGAAUGUUUGAUAAAAAUAUAUAUUUAUAAGAUAUUUACAAUAAUGUUUUAUCUAUAAAGAAAUUUUCUAUUUUGUAAUAUUUCUUCCUCAAUAAUGAGAAUUGAUGUUUAAUAUGAAUCUUUUUAACAAGAGUAUUUUGAUUGUUAGAAGUAAUAAAAGCCCAGGCAAUUGCUAAA
Messenger RNA from Phlebotomus papatasi, 3839 nucleotides. RefSeq names its product protein snakeskin-like. The record is from RefSeq and is a predicted model, not a curated record. The coding region runs from base 479 to 859 and encodes 126 amino acids. Gene Ontology annotation, biological process: septate junction assembly. The transcript is spliced from 3 exons. Lineage: Eukaryota; Metazoa; Arthropoda; Insecta; Diptera; Psychodidae.